Molecule: messenger RNA, 3247 nt
Organism: Austrofundulus limnaeus
Lineage: Eukaryota; Metazoa; Chordata; Actinopteri; Cyprinodontiformes; Rivulidae
Exons: 15
Coding region: 108-2681 (857 amino acids)
Source: RefSeq, a predicted model, not a curated record
CUUGCCACCACACAUCCGGAUGGCACAGAAACUGAAGGUGAAUAAGGAUGUGUAUGAAAAACUGAGGACACUUUCAGACAAAAAAAGCUUUGGAGAGAGUGAAAGAAAUGUUGGGACAAAAAGCUGAUUCUUUGGGCAGGUCGAAGCAGGGAGCUUUCAGUCCGUGUGAAGUUUCCAGCUCAGAUGAUGGGUUGUUAUUGUCUUGGGAUGAUCAACCAGAACACGAGGACAGAACUCAGCAUCAAACUUUGAACCAAAUGUCAGAAGUGGAGUCCAACGUGACAGACGUUAAACACAUGGAGAGAUAUCAGGAUUUGGAUGAAAUCAUAGAUAUUAAUGACUAUCCAUACGAAAGUGAUCCAGAACCGAGCCAGAGUCCUGGUUUUUACACUGAAGUCAUGGAYGUCACUAAUCCGUUCGAGUCAGAUGAAAUUAUUUGGUGUCAAGAUGAAAUCACACCUCAGAUUGAGAGAUCUGGACUAACGGUACCAGAAAAACCAAGUGUUUCAGAAAUAAAACAACCAGAUCAGAGGAACAAAAAAAUACAUCAGACACAGCAGUUUCAAAUAAGGGAAAUGGGGGCGAAUUUGAAGAAUAAAGAAAACUGUCAGUUGCUGGAAAAGCAAAACUCAAACGCUGCUCAGAUUCAGGACCAGCUUGAUGCAGACGUCAUUCUGAUUGACCCAGUUGAAAAAAUAACAGAAGCCAAAGAGCGUUCUCUCACUCCUGAAACACAACGUAGGAAAAGUGAAUCGACUCAGCUGCAGACCACUGCGUCGACGGAUCAGCAGAACACAUCAGAACUGAGCCACAGAGUCCUCAAAGCCYUAAACUACGGCUCAGGAUCCGGAGAGCACGGUUCAUCUCAGCCGCAGCCCCAAAUUUUAUUUGUGAAAGGAGCUCAGGGCAACAGUAAUCUGUCUCACUACCUGAAGGCACGUUUCGGUGAAAGAAACCCUGAGAAACCGAUCGUUGGCAAGGACCUUGUCUGGGAAUGUCAGGGGAUUACUGAGAGAACGUUCUACCUGUGUGAAGUCUGUGAGAAGAGACUCUGUCAUUCAGAAAUCUGUGACCACAUGGCCAGCCAGGAACACCAGGUCGAGUUCCUGAAGAAAAAGCACCCAGGCAUCCAUCAGGAAUGCUGCAUGCCAGAGGAUUUGGCUCAAGAGAACGGAAAGUUCAUUUUAAACGUCGUCAGCCAGUACCUCGCAGAACGGGAGGUGGGCCUGGACGCACAGUGCCUUCUAUUGACUCCAGAGAUGCGUCGUUUUGUUCAUACCGCUUCGUUCGACGAAGCGUUGAGAACUGUGAAAAGCUUCAUGAAGGGRAACUCUGGUGACUUCUCUCAACUUAUCUGUGCCUCCCAGCAGAGCUCUGUUCAGAACCCAGAAAAAUCUAGUUUGGAGAAGACGGCCAGGGUUGGAGAUUUGGUUGUGGUUGGAGAAAAAAGAGGCUUGAGUCUGGAAUUGGACCCUUCCUGCUCCAAGGAUGAGCCCGUUGUCUCUUCAGCCCCCGUUUGUACGAAACGUGUGCCUCAGGAGGCCUGCAGAGGCUUAUCUCCACAACCAAAUGUGCCUCCGAUCCAAAUCUAUGAUCCACAGCCACAAGAAAAAUCUGUGUCAGUUUCAACACAUCCUACCACUGGUGCCUCUACAACCUGUCAAAUUCCAAGGGUGUCCCACUCAAGCAAAUCGUUCCCAGUCAGGAAAAGAGCAGCAGAAACUCCUCCUGAAACUCUGCUCCAGUCAGUCACCAGCAGCCGACUGGUACACCCAUUGUCAGUCAAAUGCACACCCAGCCCCAUGAAUGUUCAGAAUGAGCCCGGACCUCCGUCUACCUCAGAGUCCACGUCAGGUAACUCUACAGAGAGCCCCACCCCACAGACUCUGCAAGAUGAAGACUCUGGUCCCAGUUCAACCAAAUCCACAGCGAACUGGGAGCUAUAUGCAGGACUGAUCUCCAUGUUGAAAGAUAUUAAGCAGACUGACCUCACGGCAACCUGUGACAACGCCGAAUCUAGUACUUCAUUUGAAAAUGUGGAAAAUAAAAAUUUAAAGCCACUUACUAUGGAUUCUGGUAAGACAGAAUCCAAAGCGCCACAAACCCCGUGGAGCUCCAGUGCUCUGGAAGUUUUCAGAAGUGCGAGAAGCUUAUCAGCUGCAACCUGCAACCAAGAACAAGACCGGACACCACAGAGUUACCUAGAGCCCAGCAGGUUUUGUCAGCAGACCAUCGGCACCAUCAUAACAACYMGAACAAAYCCCGUUCAAAAUGCCUUCCAGGGYGGCAAAAKCAGACAGACUCACACCGAUGUGAGCAGAGAGCAUCAGGCCAAUUUCCAGUCAGGUUCGACGGUCAGUCUCCCCGACUCUGUGUCCGUAGGAUCGUCUGUAGGUUUUAACGCUCCACAUAGCCAGGAUGCCUACGCCACACAAGGAAAUCCGAUGUCUUUAUUUGCUCAGGCGGUCACAGGUUGUACAACUCAAAACGAUCCCCACAUCAGGGCUGCAAGCUCAUGUCAGGGGUACAUCUACCCAAACCAGACGUAUCCGGACCAGACCAGAAACCCGUUCAGCCUUCAAAUGGUCAGGCACAGUUCAGAAGCUCAAAUGCUCUCAGGAUGGGAGAAUGGGGGUGUGGGUGUGCAUCAGCUUCAGUAUUACCACUUUUGGGCAAAAUGAUCAGGAAAAACUGAGACUGUUUUUUUGUUUUUGUUUUGUCAUAUGGUAUUAUUUUACUAUAAAUAUUGGCCAAAUGUCCUCACUUUAAGUGCAGUUUGUGUUUAUGCCAUGAAGAGCUGUUUAAAAAAAGUUUUUUUUACACAGAAGCAUCUUUGAUUCUUUAUUUCARUUGUAAUUUAUUGUUCCGAUUAUUGUUUCCAUAUACAACUUGAACACUAUUGGUCAAGCAUUAUUUGUAUUUGACUGAAAAUGUCAAUAAGCUCUUGUUCCUGUUUUUUGAAGCAAUUUCUUUUUAUUGAAUUAAUCAUUUUAAUGUAAUUUCUCUACAUUUGAGACCAGUAUUAAACUUUUAUACAUACUUUUUAUAGGCUGUUUUUGCAGAAUACUUGAGAUGGUUUUUUUUGUAAACAGAAUGUAUUAAAUAUUUCUUUAUCGCAGCUCACUCAUUUUUCAAACUUUCUGUGAAAAUGGACUUGCUGAGUUCAGAUAACUGUUACCUCUGUCACCUCUUAAAAGUACAAUAGUUGAAGUUUGUUAUAAAAUAAGAGUAAAAUGUUUUAGAUGUA